CACUCUACAAAUGACAAUUGCCUCUCCUUCCCUUUCUUCCGUUCCAUUAAGUUUACAACUGGACUAGUGCUAGAGAGAGAGAGAGAGAGAGAGAGAGAGAGAGAGAGAGAGAGAGAUGGCGAAAUCAUCCGAAGCUGUUGGUUGGGCUGCUAGAGAUCCCUCUGGGAUCCUCUCUCCGUUCAAAUUCCCUCGCAGAGGAAACGGAGAUGAUGAUGUGACGGUUAAAGUAAUGUACUGUGGGGUGUGCCACUCUGAUUUGCAUACUCUGAAAAAUGAAUGGGGGUUCACAAUGUACCCUAUUGUUCCAGGGCAUGAAAUUGUAGGUGUUGUAACUGAAACUGGGAAGAAUGUUGAGAAAUUCAAAGUUGGUGACAGAGUUGGUGUUGGGGUGAUUGUUGAUUCCUGCAGAACAUGUGACAUCUGCCAUCAAGACUUGGAAAAUUACUGCCCAAAAGUGAUAUUUACAUAUAACUCGAUUCACCCUGAUGGAACAAAAACUCAAGGUGGUUACUCUGAUGUAAUGGUGGUGGACCAGGGCUAUGUGCUUCGUUUUCCUGAUAACCUGCCCCCUGAUGCUGGUGCACCACUCAUUUGUGCUGGGAUCACAGUUUACAGCCCAAUGCAAUAUUAUGGAAUGACUGAGCCUGGGAAGCACUUGGGAGUGGUGGGACUCGGUGGGCUUGGUCAUCUCGCUGUCAAGUUCGGUAAGGCCUUCGGGUUGAAAGUCACUCUGAUAAGUACCUCACCAAAGAAGGAGGCGGAGGCCAUCAACAAACUCGGUGCUGAUUCUUUCCUUCUUAGCACUGAUCCUUCAAAAAUGAAGGAUGCUAUGGGUACCAUGGACUACAUCAUUGAUACAGUUUCAGCUGUUCAUCCCUUGGCUCCAUUGCUUGGCCUGUUGAAGCUGAAUGGGAAACUUGUUAAUGUCGGCCUGCCUGAUAAGCCCUUAGAGCUGCCUAUGUUCCCAAUAUGUUUGGGGAGGAAGCUUGUUGGGGGAAGCAACAUUGGUGGAAUUAAAGAGACACAGGAGAUGCUUGACUUUUGCGCGGAGCACAACAUAGUAUCAGACAUUGAGCUGAUUCGCAUGGGCGACAUCAAUGCAGCUAUGGAACGGCUGGCCAAAUCUGACGUCAAGUACCGGUUUGUGAUUGAUGUGGGAAACUCCUCCUUGUAGAGUAGUAGGUAAGCCAGUGGUGUUCAAAUUGCCGUUGUCUCUUUUUGUGGUCUACACAAUAGAUACAAACGGAUUGAGCGAGUUUGACAAAACCUUAGCUCGAAGGUUGUAAUAAAAUGUGGGUGUCUUGGACAUGUCCGCUGUUCGUUGUUGUCUAGUUUAAGGUCAAAACCGAUGAAACUAAUUUUAUUCGCUUUUAAUCAUUUGCCAUCUUUUUAUUUGGUGGCUAAUUAUAGAGGAUAUUUUGUUUUAGAAAACGUUAUACCCUUCUUCUCCUUUUGGAGACGAGGGGAACAUAUUGUCGUGUUUUCCAUUU
Messenger RNA from Rhododendron vialii, 1490 nucleotides. Its product is annotated as probable mannitol dehydrogenase. NCBI's taxonomy places the organism in Eukaryota, Viridiplantae, Streptophyta, Magnoliopsida, Ericales, Ericaceae. Gene Ontology annotation, molecular function: cinnamyl-alcohol dehydrogenase activity; zinc ion binding. The coding region runs from base 116 to 1174 and encodes 352 amino acids. The transcript is spliced from 5 exons. The record is from RefSeq and is a predicted model, not a curated record. Gene Ontology annotation, biological process: lignin biosynthetic process.